AUGUGUCCAAUGAUUCUUAAUCGCCUCUCGGACGGCCCGGCCACGGUCCUCUCUCCUCCCCGGGAACACGCCUUCGCUCAGUUCGCCUCUCAGUCCUCUUUCCUCGACUCCCCAGGAAGCUUCAACGGCUAUCCGGCAAGCCCCAGCACGGUCUUUGCCAACAAUACUUCUUCGCAGUCUAUCCCCUCGAGCUUCAAUUUCUCGUCUGCCCCUGCGGUUCCCAAGCCAUCCCGCAAAAGGUCCCGUGAUGAGGCCACUCUUGAAGAGGCCGUUGCUCCCAGCGCGCUACUAGGACACCAGGCGGCGCCAGCACCUAAGGUCGAGCCCAUCUAUGGAGAAGGCAUGGUCCUCUUAAAUCCACAGACUGGCCUUGCGAUCUCUGCCGAGAGCCAGACUGGCACAUGGUACGAACAAGAGUCUGAGGUGCAACAGGCUGCCGCUGCACCUGUUUCCUCACGGUCAAACGCGCUGCUUUCUGAUGCUACCGACCUAAGCCGCAAGUCCCAGCGCCUUGAUCAAUCUGCACCGGGUCUGGACGAUAUUGCGUUGUCUUCGAUUCGCCAACGUCUGAACGACCCUAGCUCCAACGAUCAGCACCGCACUCUCAAUGCGGGUCUUGUCCCGCCCGCCGAGCCUCUAGUAGAUGAUGCCACUCGUCUCCUAGGUAUCGGCUGGCAGCGCGUCAACACUGACGGUGACAUGGCUCCUGCUGUUCGUGGCUGGACCAAGUAUAUCGACAACCAAUACUCCGCCCAACUGCGCGACUCCCAGAUGCUCAUGAAAAGCCGCGCUCUUAACGCCUAUCUUGUGGCUGCCACUCCAGCUUCUGGAUCCUCGCCCGCUUUUUAUCUCUUCAGCGAAGACCUCACUCAAGGCCAGCUCGUUGCUUCCUCCUGGGAAGCCUGCCUUCAAAAUCUUCGUAGCUCCCCCAUCAUAUUCGAGGGCGCUGCUCCCCUCGGAGCUACCGACCGACCUAGCGCACAACCCAUCUCCUUCAACUCCAUGGACACUGACGUGCCGCUCCUCCAACAAGCCCUGUCCAACAACCCGCAAGCAUCAAGUCUCGACGAACUGAGCGGAGGCGCGGAAAUGGGUAUGGAGAUCGACUCGUAA
This is a messenger RNA of Penicillium samsonianum, 1113 nucleotides long. RefSeq lists its product as uncharacterized. The transcript has a single exon. The coding region runs from base 1 to 1113 and encodes 370 amino acids. The record is from RefSeq and is a predicted model, not a curated record. Lineage: Eukaryota; Fungi; Ascomycota; Eurotiomycetes; Eurotiales; Aspergillaceae.